Molecule: messenger RNA, 1063 nt
Organism: Malus domestica (apple)
Lineage: Eukaryota; Viridiplantae; Streptophyta; Magnoliopsida; Rosales; Rosaceae
Product: 23.6 kDa heat shock protein, mitochondrial-like
Source: RefSeq, a predicted model, not a curated record
CUCGGGUGCUUCCAGAAACUUCUGAUUGGAUCCUUCCACACUGUUCCAUUCACCGGUACAAAUACCACCUCCAAUCCCAAUAAGCCACGUUACCAGUCUACAGUCACCCAGCCAAUUUCCUUGCUCUCCAAGCGUAAAACCUUGCAAUCGUCUUCAAUGGCUUCCUCACUUGCCCUCCGCCGCCUCCUCUCCGCGAACCGCUUCCCCAAGUCCUUCGCCAUCUCCACUAUCCGCCCACUCGCCAUUACCCGCUCCCCCGCUUCCAAGCUCUUCAACACCAACGCUCUCCGCAGCUCCGACGAUGACAACAAUGAAAGCGACCUCAACUUCGACCGCCGCUCCGGCCGCCAUUUCUCUCGUCGAGGCGACGAUUUCUUCUCAGAUGUGUUCGUCCCGUUCUCGCCGAGGCCCAACCUGAGCCACGUGCUGAACCUGAUGGACCAGAUCUCGGAGAAUCCCAUCCUCUCGGCGACACGUGGCGUCGGGGAGGCGGGGCUUCGCCUAGGCUGGGGUACGCGGGAGACGGAGGACGCUCUGCAUCUCCGAUUCGACAUGCCUGGGCUCGGGAAGGAGGACGUGAAGAUCUCGGUGGAGCACAACAACAUCCUGAGCAUCAAGGGAGAAGGCGGGAAGGAAGACAACGUCGGAGAGGAAGAGGCGCCGCCGCGGAGGUACAACACCGGGAUCGGGCUGCCGGAGAAGAUGUUCAAGACCGACAGCAUCAAGGCGGAGAUGAAGAACGGCGUGCUGAAGGUGGUUGUUCCGAAGUUGAAGGAAGAGGAGAAGGCCGACGUCUUCCACGUGAAGGUCGAGUAGUGGUGCCGUACUGGUCUCGCCGGAGUUUUUUGUGAAUAGGAAUCGCUGACUGCUGAGAAUAGUUUGAGCUCUAAUGGUGUUUUUGUUAAUCUGACCGAGGCCUUGAAUUUUAAUUUCCGUUUUCCAUCUUCCAUGUCGCUUUUGUGAUGAAAGUGAAGAAAUGUUGUACGAAUUUCGCAUCUCAAAAAACUGGUUCGACUGUUUUUGUGAUGAAAUGAUUGAUGGACUGUGCUCUGCAAAUUUCGUA